UAACCAAUGACAUUGGCCAGAUAGGCAUCAUGCACUGGGAGAAAUCGUCACCGUCUGCCCCCGGCAGGUCCAGACCCUAUCAGGGAGUCCGAGUCCGAGACCCGGUCAAAGAGCUGCUGAGGAAGAAGAGGAGCCUGGAGCUGCAGAACCGCAAGCCGACGCCCCCUGAUGCGGAUGUGGUGUCUCACAACAACCAGUCGUCAUUUUCACCAGGAAUCUUCGGGUCUGACGCCGCUGGCGAGCCUCCGGCGGAGGUUUUGGUGGCGGGUGGCGACGGCGGGCAUCAGGGCGGGGGCGGGGCAUGGAAGGCAGCGUUACCCUGCGUGAGCGGCGCCGGGCUGCCGCCCGCCAUGAUGCCCUGGUCUUCAUCUGAUUACAGCCAGCAGCAGCAGGACCCCCCGGCCCAGACCGCCGCCCACCCGGCCGGCCCGGCCCUCGCCGCAGACUUGUACAUGCAGACGCUCUGCCCCAGCUACACCAUGCUGACCUACACACACACACCACUGCUCACCAACUUUGGGACAAUACCCGUGGCUCCAGGACAAACCAGCCUCCCUCCGAUGGAGCUCCAGGACUCAGGGUUGACCUACCUCCCCUGGGCUCAGUCCCUCACCACCAUAUCCACCAUGCCGAAUCCAGGAGUCCAGUUUGCCCCCGGAGCUGCUGCCCUGCCCGGGUCCUCCUUGGUCCACAUGCCCUUGUCCAUGUCUCUGACCACCAUGAUCCCACAGCUGGAGCCCCCGUGCGUUGGUCCCCACCCACAGAUCCAGGAUCUGCCUCACUCAGACCACCACCUGGAGCCGGGCGCACAUGGUCAGUCCCUACACGAUGAUCCAGAGGUCCGGCCAGAGUCGCCAAACCUUCUGGAUAAAAUUCUGGAGGAUCGCAAAGAAAGUGGGGAAGACGACGACAAAGACUCAUACAGCAGCUCCAUCUUCAUACCCGACGUCUGAAAGCACGAGUACCACACGUCUGAUUUCAUAAAACAAGAAAGACGUCAUGGAACACGUUGGUUUGGAAAAAUACUCCAACCUUCGUACUAUCCAAGACUAGCUGUAUUAGUUAGACUGUUAGUUAGUUAUAGUUCAGACUGUGUUCUUGAUGGUUCAUAUUUAAAUUGAGUAUUUUUUUCUUCAUAUUUCAAAGCAUAUUGAAUCAAGUCAACCGCUGUUCUUUACCUCCACCUCAACUCUGCAUCUUUAAGAAGCUCGCUUUCACCACAGCGGCUCUGCGACAAUGUUUCUAAAAUUUACACUCUCUUAAAUUUACAGAAGCCUCAUUUAUAGAAGGGAGAACUGGCAGGUAUUGGGGGAAAAAAAAAAUGUUCAAAAAUACUUGAGGCCCAUCGUCUUGCAGCCGGGUGAAAACGUCAUUUUCUGGAAUCAUUUGGGCUCAGUGCAGAAUUGUCUCCAAAGAAGCAGUGUUUUCAGAAUGCAGCAAAAAUGUUUUGUGUUUUUCACUUGAUAUGGUUGCUGUGUAAACAGGCCUGAAGUAAUUCCUGCUCCCUAAAAGGAGAUUAAAGAAAUAUUACUCGAUCAGGAAAUGGUUAAGUUUGCUUUUUUAACAAAACAUGAACCAUUUGAUUAGCGGUUUGCGUCUUGUUAUUAUGUUAUUUUGGCUCAUGUAAGAACAAGUGCUGAAGGCCUCUUGAUGCCUGAUUGUUAAAACAUUAACCUGUUUUUCUCAGCCUUUUGUUAUCCUGAAGAAGAGUCUUAUCUGUGUUUUAAAUAAAGAUUCCAAGCUGACUUUUGACAUGUUGCUUGUA
This is a messenger RNA of Salarias fasciatus (jewelled blenny), 1765 nucleotides long. RefSeq names its product POU class 2 homeobox associating factor 1 (gene pou2af1). Bases 30 to 953 code for a protein of 307 amino acids. NCBI's taxonomy places the organism in Eukaryota, Metazoa, Chordata, Actinopteri, Blenniiformes, Blenniidae. Gene Ontology annotation, molecular function: DNA binding; POU domain binding. The record is from RefSeq and is a predicted model, not a curated record. The transcript has 5 exons.